Molecule: messenger RNA, 2346 nt
Organism: Entrophospora sp. SA101
Lineage: Eukaryota; Fungi; Glomeromycota; Glomeromycetes; Entrophosporales; Entrophosporaceae
Source: the annotation of a GenBank genome assembly
AUGUUCAAGUUUUCCAAGCAGUCGAAGUCAAGAAAAGAUGAUUCACGAUCACAUGGAUCUUUUAAUAUAAAUGAGGAUAAGUAUGAUGGUAGUAGUAUUAUAAAUCCUAAAAAAUUGGAAAAAUAUUUAGUUGAUUCUACGGGUAAUUAUGUUUAUGUUUACAAAAAAAUCACAGAAGAAAAUACAUCAGCAAACGACAGUCCGGUAUUAGAAAAUGCGGUAGCAACAAGUAGUUCAAAGGUUAAUGAUGAGGAUGAGAUUACUGAAUUAGAUGAAUUUACAGGUCCAAGUCCAAAAAAUGCAAAAAAAAAUAAAGAAGCAAAUACUAAGAAAUUCAAGUCUAAGCAAUAUUACUACGUUAUGCCUGUUCAAGAAUCCAUGUACUUUGUUGAACUUGAAUUUGAUGAAAGUGUAGUCAAGAAAGAAAAGAAUGCAUACGAGAAUGAAUACAAGUAUAUAAAGAAAGAAUACAUUGAAACAAGAAAAAAAUACAAUUAUAUAAUGAAAAAAGAAAAUGAGAAAACAAAGGAUAAAGAAACUAAAGAGCACAAUGAAAUAAAGAAAAAAUAUGAAGAAAUAAUGAGCAAUUAUGAUAAAAUAAAGGAGAAUGAAAAGGAGAAUGAAAAGAAGAAUGAAAAGAAGAAGAAAAACGAGAUGGAAAUUGAGUGCGAGGAAAAAAAGAAUGCAUGCAAGGAAAAGUGGAAUGAAUAUGUGAAAAAAAAUAAAGAAUACGAGGAAAUAAAUCACGAAUACGAGAAAAUAAAUGACGAAUCUGAAAAAAUAAAAGAAGAUGAAAAGACCAAGGAAAAAGAAGAGAGUAGAAAUGUGGCAAAGAAGACUGAAUACGAAAAUAUAAAAAGAAAAUACGAGGAAAAUCAGAAAGAAUUUGGUGAAGAAUAUGAAAAUAAAAAGAAAGAAUACAAUGAAAUAAAGGAUAAAUACGAAGAAUUAGAAGAAGGGGUUGAAAAGGAGGAGAUGAAAAGUGACUGCGAGAAAAAAAAGAAAGAAUACAAGGAAAUAAUGGGAGAAUACAAGAAAAUAAAGGAAUAUGAAAUGAAAUAUGCAUUGGAUGAGUACGAUCAGGCAAAGAAAGAUUGCGAUAAUGCAAUGAAAAAGGAUAAAUGGGCAGACAGGAAUAAGUACAAUGAAAAAAAGGAGGAAUACGAGUACGAAAAAAUAAAGAAUGAAUACAAGGAAAAGAAGAGAACAUAUGAGGAGGUAAUGAUGAAAAAGGAUAAAGCAAUAAAAAAAAACAGGGAUGAAAAGGAGAAAGAUCAUAACGAAACAAAUAGUACUAAAAUUGCGGAUGAUAUAAAAAAAGAAGUGAAAAAUUAUUUGAAUAACAAUAUGAAAACAAUUUCUAAAGCAGAGAAAGAAUAUGUGAAAAUAAAAAAAGAAAUAACGGAAAAAUACAAAAAUAGCGAUUCGAUGGAAAUGAAGGAAAAAUACAAGCAAGCAAUUACAGAAAUCAAAGAACACUACGAGAAUGAAUUGAAUAAAUGCGAGGAAGAAAAGAAGAAAAUUGACGAAUACCGUAGUGUGGAUUGGGUAAAGUAUGACGAACAAACGAAGAUAAUAAACAGAGAGCGCAAUAGAAGAAAGAAUGAAAGCGAGGAAAACAUAGCUAUAAUCAAUUACGAGAUAAGAAAGAUUGAAUACGAGGAAAUAAGGAGAGAUCAUUAUUUCAUUGAUGAAAAUGAAGACAAUGAUGUACUGAAAAAUUAUAAAAAAGCAUACCAUCAGAAAGAGACAGAUUACAAGGCAGCUAAGGAAAAAUACGCGAAAGUAACGUGGGAUAUAGUUCAAAAAUACGGUGAUGUAAGGAAUGAAUAUGAGAAAGCAAAAGAAGAAAAAAAGAAAAAAAUGACAAAAGAAAAGAAGGAAAGAAUCAAGAAAAUCAAGGAAGAAAUCAAGAAUGAAAUUGAGGAAAUCAGAAAUAAAAUAGGUUGUGAUGGAAUUGCAUUUCACGAUUAUGCCGGUGGAAGAUUCGAAAAACAAAAUGAAAUCUCCAGAUUCAAACCAAACGACCUUGAAAAAGGACUUCCUCCUCCUGAUAUUGAUCCUAUUAGGGAGAAAGUGGAAACCCCUUCAAAAGAGGAGGAAUCGAAAAAAACCCCAAUUGAGGAGGACAAUGAACUGAAGAAAAUGCAUAUUAAAGAGGAAUCGGAGGAGCUAGAGCUAAAAUGGGAGGAACAGGAAUUGUUGAAUUUGGUGAAACAUGAACUUAAUAUACUGAAACUAGAAAGACAAAAACUGAUGGAGCCGGUACAAGAAAAUAUAGCACCAAAUUACUUACAAUCUGAGGGUUUGUUUGAGAAAAAACUCCAUGACAUAACAAAUUCCUAA